Messenger RNA from Funneliformis geosporum, 266 nucleotides. NCBI's taxonomy places the organism in Eukaryota, Fungi, Glomeromycota, Glomeromycetes, Glomerales, Glomeraceae. The record is from the annotation of a GenBank genome assembly.
CUGGUGGUUUAAAUAAUUCUAACGAAGCUUUAUAUAAUACCUUUUCUAAUACUUUUAAUUUCUUUAAUGAGAACUUUGAUGAUAUUUCACUAUAUAAUAAUCUUCUUAAUAAUGAUGUGAACUUUUUGCCAGACUUCGAACUGCUACCUCUUAAUAGUAAUAUUAAUGAUAUACAAUAUUUUGAACCACUUAAUGACGUUUCCGAUUAUGAUAUCCCCACUUUUGAGUUACUUAAUGAUAUAUUAUAUUAUCAAUAUAACCUCACU